Molecule: messenger RNA, 1115 nt
Organism: Humulus lupulus (European hop)
Lineage: Eukaryota; Viridiplantae; Streptophyta; Magnoliopsida; Rosales; Cannabaceae
Product: callose synthase 10-like
Exons: 10
Coding region: 368-970 (200 amino acids)
Biological process (GO): iron-sulfur cluster assembly
Cellular component (GO): cytosolic [4Fe-4S] assembly targeting complex
Source: RefSeq, a predicted model, not a curated record
CCACGACUACACUCAUGGCGGCGUGCGGUGGUUUCCAUGGAAGCCGAAGAAGAUUGACAGAUGGAGCUAGCUCGGUGGUUAGUGCUCUGCCCACUGUUCUUGAGAAUCCAAGCCCACCCAAAUCAUCCUUCAAUGAGGUCUUAAUAAAAAAAAAGAUUGGGUCUUUUGGAAAGCCUUUGAGAAAGGCUAGGUAUCUUGGCCAGCUAAGCUGCGUAGAGAGUUUCAAGUUUUUCUCUACUUCUUGUCUAACCCAGAUCUAAGUUUGUCUAACCCAGGUAGAUUUGAAUGUAAGGUGCCAACAAUACUGAUAGUUGUAGCUGCCAUUGGAUGAGUUUCCAUAAUUUUUUUAUUUGUUUAUUGCAUUUACAUGAGGAGAAUAAAGAUAUGGUCUGAUAUGUUUAUACCAUUUUUCCUACAAGGUACGAAAGGUCCUUUAAAGAAAGGAUUUUUUCUUUGGGACAAAGCCUUUUGUUUGUACGAAUAUGAGCAAAUACUUGCAAAAAAGGAGGGAGGAGUUAUAGAUAGAAGCCAAGAUAUUGCUCUUUUGCAAGAUUUCUACAAACUCUAUCGAGAGCAGAAUGACAUGGAAAAGUUACGAGAAGAAGAGUUGAAUUUAAGAGAGACUGGGGCUUUCAGUGGAGACUUGGGCGAUAAGAAAAAGAUAGAAGAGAGAAAGUGUUGGCUCCGUAGAUUUGAGCCUGGUACUCACUUGGACCAAAAAAAUUCUAAGCAAGCUUUUCCCUUUUGGUUUGCUUUUGUUUCUUUGCCAAAAGGAGAGGACACUGAUGUCAAAAGAGAUGAUCUUGCAAGGGCUCUAAUGGUAGCUUUCUCAUCAACAUCUCUUCUUGAGCCAUAUGUCAUUCCCUUGCUUUUUGAAAAACUCUCUUCUUCUCUGCCAUCAUCAAAGGUUGGUGCCAUCACAAAGAAUUUAUAUGAUUACACAGCAACAAAAUUAAUUUUUUUGUUGUAGAAAGUAUAUUUGUAUCAAUUUUCAUGCUGACACUUUAUGUAUUUUCUUGAAUUCCUGAAUGACUUGUAUUUUCUUUAACACAUUGCUUCAUCCUUCCUAGUAGUACACAUUGCUGCCCUGUUAAGUCUAGACCUCAUUUGAUGCA